AGUCACACGUGACUUUCGUUUGCGAAAUGGACAGAUAAGGACAGUCUAGUCACGCCAAAAAUGCAUUGGAUUUGGGCUUGUCAAAAUUGUUUGUUAAGAUAGUUAUUUAUUCAGAUCUAAGCCCAUGACCCAACACAUUGCGAUUUCUCAUUUCUGCUCACUUGAAUUUCUUUUUGGUAUUUAUUUAAACUGUUUUUCCUUUUUAGUGAGUUAAUUUCAUUAUUAUUUUGCUCCCUUGUUUUACCUGACCUCGACAGCUUCCCUCCUCUUUACACCGGCGGUCGACGUCCCCCCGCUUAAGGGGAAAAAACACAACCGCAUUAUAUAACGGAAAAUGAAACCCUAGACCUUCAGAUCCAUUCCGAAUCCCAAUUCCUCCUCUUCAGACCACCGUUGAAGCUUAGAGCUCCUCAUUUGGAAGGCGAAGGUUCGUAUGAUUUCUACAAAUUCGGUAGUGCAGGUGGAGUUCAAUUACUUACUCUGAAUCUCAGUUGCUUCGCUUCGCUUCAGCUGGGUUAGUGGGUAAUGUGAAGUUUUUGGGUUGUUUCUGAAUUCAAUUUAGUCUUAUCAGUUUGCUGUCGGAAAGACACUGCUGCUGGAUACUUAAAGAAAUUUAAGUUUGCUCCAGACGGCAGCCGAGGAAAGCGCCAAAGAGGAAGAACACAAUAUAUAUGGGUGACGAUUUCUGGUCCAGUAGCGAUGAGAAAGCCAUGGUGGAGUCUGUAUUGGGUAGUGAGGCUUGUGAGUUCUUGAUUUCCUCGGCUUCCAGAGCUUCAUCCACGGAAUUGGUUACCGCACCCGGCAAUCUGGGCUUGCAGCAAGGCUUGCUUCAACUCGUGGAAGGUUCUGAAUGGAACUAUGCUAUCUUUUGGCAUGCCUGUGGCUUGAAGUCUGGUGGGUAUGUGUUGACCUGGGGUGAUGGGAUCUGUGGUGAUCCGAAACGCGCUGGGGAAGAUAAAUCUGCUGGUCGUAAGCUGGACGGAGGGGAGAAGAGGGAAGAGGGGAAGAAGCGUGUGCUUCAGAAGCUGCAUUCACUCUUUAAAAGAACCGGUGAGGGUACUUAUGUGGAUAGCUUGGGUGGAGUUUCUGAGGUCGAGAUGUUUUACCUUGCAUCAAUGUAUUUUCGGUUCUGGUCUGAUUCUGCGGUGGGUUAUGGUCCUCUGGAAUCAUAUAGGUCUGGCAGAUCGAUUUGGGUUUCCGAAAGGGCUAAUUGUUUGAAACAUUAUCAGUUGAGAUCCGGUCUCGCUGGGACUGCUGGGUUCCAGACUGUGGUGUUUGUACCAGUCAAAUCUGGUGUUUUAGAGCUUGGUUCAAUCAAGCCAAUCCUUGAGGACUCUGAUCUUGUGAAGAGGGUAAGGGCCAUGUUUGGAAAAUGUAAUGACUCUUCCCAGUUGAAGACAUGUCCUAAGAUAUUUGGCCGUGAGUUAAGCCUAGGUGGUUCAAUGCCAAGGUCGAUGAGCAUCAGCUUUUCGCCAAAGGUUGAAGAUGAAUUGGUUUUCAAUUCAGAGUCUUAUACAAUACAACAGCUGAGUACUGGUCAAGUUUAUGGAAGUACUUCGAAUGGCUGCCCUGGUGAAAGCAGUGAGGCAAAAUUAUUUCCGCCGAUGAACCAAAUGCUUGUUCCCAGUUCCGGUGCUGACUUAGUGAUCACUGGAUUGGAGCAGGGUAAAGAGGAUUUGUCACCUUUGGGCGAUGAGCGGAAACCUAAAAAGAGAGGAAGGAAGCCUGCCAAUGGGAGAGAAGAGCCGUUGAAUCAUGUUGAAGCAGAGAGGCAGAGGAGGGAGAAGCUUAAUCAGAGGUUCUAUGCUUUGAGGGCUGUUGUUCCAAACAUAUCUAAGAUGGAUAAAGCAUCUCUUCUUGGUGACGCCAUUACAUAUAUCAAUGAUCUCCAGAUGAAGAUUAAGGUUAUGGAAGCUGAGACAGGGAUGGGAAGCAACAAGCACAGUAGUGUGGUUAACCCGGAGAUCGAUUUCCAGCAGAGGCAGGACGAUGCAAUAGUGAGGGUGAGUUCUUCUCUGGCCGAUCACCCGGUUGGUAGUGUGAUUGAAAAGUUCAGGGAACAUCAAGUUGCAGCCCAAGAAUGUAAUGUAUCCUCAUCCGAAGAUGGCAGGAUUGUUCAUACAUUCUCAAUCCGGACUCAGAGUGGAGCUGCUGAACAGCUAAAGCAGAAACUGGAAGCUGCCCUUUCCAGUGAAUGAUACGUCUGUAAAAGAUUGGUGUAGAAAAUCUCAGUUCAACCCCUUCAUUUCCUGGGGAUAAGAAGGGAAUUGAGUGUCUAGCUUUCCUACUGCCCAAGUCAUGUAUUCACAGCUGGCAGCAGUGAUGAUUUAUGUAUGUACUCUCUAAUCUUGUUGUUGUUGAGUUUAAUUAGAUGCAAAUAGGAAUCCUGUUUAUGCUCUUAUAGUUUGAUGUAAAUGUUUAAGCUCUUUAACCUUUCUGAAUCAGAAAACUUAAAAUGGUUCCUCAUUUGAACCUCGUAAAAGUCUGUAACUAACUUUUCUGCAGAUGUUAUCACGAGAAUUCUCGUUUACUGACAAAUGACAAUGCGCCCAGGAUAUUGAUCAAUUUGAAGUUGUUUUCUAUGCUGUUGUUUCUGAGAGCUGUUCGAUUGUAUUUGUGGGCUUCAGCUGUUGGGCUGUUGCUUUACUAUUAUUGUUAGCACACUGUAACGUGUAAACUGUAACUUGAGGCGGCUUGGGUUUGAUGUGGUGAUCAUUUUUCUACGAUCUUGACACGAGCAUUGGUUGAACUCGAUAGUAAUGAUCCUGUUGUUUUCCGCCUUUUGCCGUCUCACUCUGACUCAAUUCCAUGGUUUGGUUUAUCCUUCUUUUCUCUCUGAUUUGAUGUGGUGGACAGUUGUGUGGUUUUGGACACCUGGGCGAAUUGCAGGAACGGUUAAUGGACCUAGCACUUAUGCAUACAUGUAGGGGAUGGCAACCGGUCGGUUUCGGUUUAACUGAAAACAGAAAAACUCGGUUAUCGGUUAAACCAAAAUACCGCACAAGGAUGCCGACCAGCGACCGCGAGAGAGCCCCGGCUAACCGCCCACUGACCGGUCGGUUAUCGGUUUUUUGUUUGGUUAGCUGUGGUAACCGACUCAUGGCUGUCGCCGCAAUAAAUGCAUAUAUAAAGCGCGUUUUUCCGGUCAAAAUUAACUAUGGUGGUGGGUUGGAAAGUAAUUAAUUAAAAAUCAAUUAAUUUUGACUUUAUUAAUUGUGGUUACAAUUUACCAAAAUGAAAAAACGUGAAUAUUUAAAAGGAGAAGGAAAAGAGGAAGACGCGUUUCUCUGUCUCUCUCUCCUCAAUCAAUUCGCCUACUCUAUCUCUGCCUCUCUCGUCCAAUCCAUUCCCCUUCUCUCUCCCCCCAUCAACCCGUCAAUUCCCCUCCUCUCUCUCUCUCUCGUCCCCUCCCCCCCGGUUGAAUCUUUCUCUCUCCCGUUCUUCUCUCUCCCUGAAAUCAACAAUCAAAUGCCAAAACCAACCGAUCUGCCUAUCUCCUUCUCUCAUGGCCUCGAUCAGUUCAAUGACGGGCAAGGGCGGUUGUCGGCGCGAUUGACAGCGAGGGUUGGGGAGCGGACGACGACUUGGGGCAGGAGAGCUAGGGAGCGGAGGAGGUCGUACGCGGUGUAGGCGACGUCGGGCAGUGAGGGAAGCCAGAGUUUUCUGGGUUUCUGGAUGAUGGGGUGGUGGAUUAGGCGGCCGAAGGAUUGGGGUUGGCGAGAGGGCUCGAUUGAGACCGAUUAAUUUCGGCUAGCUCGUUAACCACGGUUAUUCACCAUCGGUUAGUCGGCUAGCCGAAAACUCCCUCGGACUCACCGACCGACCUUAAUAACCGAAGAUUUUCGGUUAGCUACUAACCGACGGUUUUCGAUCAAAACCGGCGGUUAGCCGCUACCCGGAAAUCGAUAUGCCACCCCUACAUACAUGUAAUCAAUCUGCUUAUUCGAGAGAUUGACGAUCUAAAACAACAAUAUGCGAUGGGGUGGGAUACUAUGCCUACCCUUAAAAGGUUGGAUUUUUUACACCCUCUCUAUGAUUGAUCAAUUUUAUUUUCAAUCAUUGGCAAGUAUUAAUUAAACUUGUUUUUUGUUUUUUUAAUCUUGUAAUUUGGGCAUUAAUUACUAAUUGCGAUCCCGGCGCUCAUGCGACAGUUUAACCAACAGUAUGAGGAAUGAGUGGGUCUACCAGCGGACCAGACGCCUCGGGUACGAACCCCGAUAAUACACUCUACAGCACAAGUGGAUGAUUCCCAUCUGGUUUGCAUGUGGGAUGGCGCGACGAAGGGUGGGUCUCAUUCGGCCGGUGGGAUGGUUCUUUUUAACUCAGCGCGGACACUCCUUCUGGCUAGAGGGGUCCAAUUUGCUCAAAUAGAUGAUCCUGCUGUGGUGGAAUUACUUGUGCUUAGGGAAGCCAUUAUUUGGUGUGUGGAGCGAGGUUUGUCGGAGGUCCGAUUUGAAGGGGAUGCGAAGGUGAUUAUUGACAAAAUUAAUCAGGCCGAAACAAGAGAUAGCCGGUUGGGUGCUGUUCUGGAGGAGAUUGAUCAUUAUUUUCGUGCUCAGCCUGGCUUUAGUGUGCGUUUUGUAGGCCGGGAGAACAAUAGGGUAGCUCAUUUGGUAGCUAGGAAAGCCCUUUCUUUGUAUCCGACUACGAGUCGCUUCUUUGAUUUCCAGACCUGGCUGGUUUCCAGGGUGUAACUAUCUUUUGUUUCGAUCAAUAUAUUAUAUCUUUUGAC
Messenger RNA from Linum trigynum, 4732 nucleotides. The record is from the annotation of a GenBank genome assembly. Lineage: Eukaryota; Viridiplantae; Streptophyta; Magnoliopsida; Malpighiales; Linaceae.